This is a messenger RNA of Sturnus vulgaris (Common starling), 1745 nucleotides long. RefSeq names its product acyl-CoA dehydrogenase short chain (gene ACADS). Gene Ontology annotation, cellular component: mitochondrion. Gene Ontology annotation, molecular function: short-chain fatty acyl-CoA dehydrogenase activity; flavin adenine dinucleotide binding. The record is from RefSeq and is a predicted model, not a curated record. Lineage: Eukaryota; Metazoa; Chordata; Aves; Passeriformes; Sturnidae. Gene Ontology annotation, biological process: butyrate catabolic process; fatty acid beta-oxidation using acyl-CoA dehydrogenase.
AUGGCGGCGGCGGCAAUGGCGGCGGUCGUGUCCCGCUGCGGCGGCGGAGCCCCCCGGGCGCUGGCUCUGCGGUGCCGCCGGCUGCACACCGUGUACCAGAGCGCCGAGCUGCCCGAGACACACCAGAUGCUGCGGCAGACGGUCCGGGACUUCGCGGAGAAGGAGCUGAUGCCGCUUGCAGCGCAGCUGGACAAGGAGCACCGCUUCCCGGCCGAGCAGGUGAAGAAGAUGGGUGGCUUGGGGCUGCUGGCUAUGGAUGUGCCAGAGAAGUACAAAGGAGCAGGCCUCGACUACCUGGCCUAUUCCAUCGCUGUGGAGGAGAUCAGCAGGGGCUGCGCCUCCACGGGCGUCAUCGUCAGCGUCAAUAACUCCCUGUAUUUAGGGCCAAUACUCAAGUUUGGCUCUGAAGAGCAGAAGCACCAGUGGAUCGCUCCCUUCACCAGUGGAGAGAAAAUUGGAUGUUUUGCCCUCAGUGAACCAGGAAACGGCAGCGACGCAGGUGCAGCCUCCACCAUGGCACGCCUGGAUGGAGAUGAGUGGGUUCUGAAUGGAACCAAGGCCUGGAUCACCAACGCCUGGGACGCCUCGGCCACCGUGGUGUUUGCUACUACGGAUAAAUCCCUGAAGCACAAGGGUAUUAGUGCAUUCCUGGUUCCCAUGCCAACACCUGGGCUGUCACUGGGGAAGAAAGAAGACAAACUGGGAAUCCGAGCCUCUUCCACUGCCAACCUGAUAUUUGAGGACUGCCGGAUACCCAAGGCCAACCUCCUGGGGCAGCCAGGAAUGGGCUUCAAAAUCGCCAUGCAAACUCUGGAUGGAGGAAGGAUUGGUAUUGCCUCACAGGCACUUGGAAUAGCCCAGGCAGCUCUGGACUGUGCUGUGGAUUAUGCUGAGAAGAGAAUGGCCUUUGGGUCACCCAUCACAAAGCUCCAGGCAGUGCAGUUCAAGCUGGCAGACAUGGCUGUGGCCUUGGAGGGUGCACGCCUGCUGACCUGGAGAGCUGCUAUGCUGAAGGACAAUGGAAAGCCCUUCACUAAGGAAGCGGCAAUGGCCAAACUGGCUGCAUCAGAAGCUGCAACAUCAAUCGCUCAUCAGGCUAUCCAGAUCCUGGGUGGGAUGGGCUAUGUGACAGAGAUGCCGGCGGAACGCCACUACCGCGAUGCUCGGAUCACUGAGAUCUACGAGGGGACCAGUGAGAUCCAGAGACUGGUGAUCGCAGGCCAGCUGCUGAAGGCCUACCGAGGCUGAGGAAGCUGCCUGCACCAGCACACUGCCCCAAGUGCCUCGUAAUGGUGCACAGUAAUGGAGUUUGACCCUCCUGAAUGAGGCUAUUGAUGGAGGCUCUCCUCACCAAUGAGUAACUGACCCUCUAGUUAAAAUGUGCUGAUUCUUCUUUGGACAAAGUAUGGCACACUGAGGCUGGACUGAGAUUUGUAAGUGAUGGCUGUGAGUGCAGGAGGGUGGAGGCAACCUGGGGCUUUUCCUAAACUGGAGUGUUGGAAUGGCUCGGUAGUGGCAACAUGACAGCACUUGCCAGCCACUGCCUGUUUUGCAUAAUUUGUCACUACAUAGCACUGGAUAACCAGUGCCAGUUAGAGGUGCUGAGAGCCAUGAUCUCUGUGCCCUGCUUCAGGCUGCUGGUCAUGUAUCUCUACAGAUAAGACUUCAAUGGAAUUCAGGUGUGAGAUGCAGCUGUGUGUGAGCUCUUAAUGGGACAGCCUGGGCUGAGGUAAUCCCUUCCAGCA